AUGGAAACUACACUGGAACUUGAUUCUACAGUAACCCCGGUUUUCUGCUCAAUCCCGUCAUGCCAUUCUCUUCUUCCACCCGACUCGACAGCAUUUCACUUGCCUUCUACCGGAAUGUUGGUGUGCAGUGUUUGCUACAAGUUAUACUUGAAAAAUGAGUACGAGAGAGUGAUUGCGGCAGAAAGAGGAGCAGUGAAUAAAAAAUCGGAGUUUAGUUUACCGUUGCCAGAACCUUGUAAGAGUUCGGUGCAAAACUUGGAAGAAGAUUUAAUGGAAGUUGAAUCCCCUGUGGAACAGUGGAACAGGCCAGCUGUUAAUACCCAGAUGUAUCCUGUUCCAAACCUGUCAAAUACCAGAUUGCAAUGCUCUCAAGAAUACAAUUCAAUUCCUCCAUAUCAAUAUCAAGAAUCAAAUGUUUUGUCCAAUAAUGAAGCCUAUCAAAUUCCAUCAUACCAGCCGGAGAUAUACUUUAACAGCAGCGGUAUCGAUUUUUCUGAAAAUUCAGCAGAAGCCAUUACGUAUACUACACUGGAGCCAGCGUCUAGCCGCACUUGUCCGUUAGAAACACCAAUCACAGAUAAUCCUGGCAUUAGUUGUCAAGAAGUGACCAUUGCCUACCCACCAGAGAUGCAAGAGAGGGAAACUGAGAGCGAUAAAAACUCAGAAACUCAAGAACCCCACAGUGAAAAAGCCUGUCAGACAUAUUACAAAAGGAAUGGGAAAGAUCGAGAAAUUAUAACAACAAGAAAAAAAGAAAAUGAUGAAACAAAGAACUCAAAAACUCAAGAACCACAAAGUGAGACUAUCCAUCCAAAUAAAACUGAUGAUCCAUAUAAAAAAAUACCUAAACAAAAGUUUUUUGACGGUGAAAAAUGCGCCAACACAGUCUGUCAACAGCUGUUACUUGCGAAACACUUUAGACCUCAUCCUGUCACUAAAGAGAAAAUUUGCAUGAAUUGCUAUUAUCACUAUAAGAAAUAUGGAAAAGAUCGAGAAGUGAUCAUAACUCAUAGAAAGAGAGAAAAGCACGAAACAAACUGUACCAACACCAUUUGUAAACAACCACUAAAAAGAAGCUACCGACAUCCUGUGACAAAAAAAUUAAUUUGCCCAGCUUGUCUGUCAUAUUAUCAAAGAAAUGGAAGAGACCGAGAAGUGAUCAAAACGAGAAGAAACAAAGAACAACAUGAAACACAUAAUUGCUAUCACUACUAUAAAAGAAAUGGACGUGAUCGAGAAGUGGUAGUAGAAAAAGUGAAGAAAUUAGACCGUGAUAGAUAUGAAAGUGGAUCAGAUACGAUGUCCAUAUCUUCUGACGAUUCUUCAAUAGAAGAGUCUUCAGAAUCAGAUUGCGAAUUUUCAGAUAUGUCCCUUGAAAAGGAAAAAGAGCUGAUUAAAGAGGAAAAAUGUGCUAACACAGCCUGCCAACAACUAAAACGUCCUGGUUCUGUCGUUUUCCGAAGACAUCCAGCAACUAAGGAAAGUGUUUGCGCUGCUUGCUACAAUUAUUAUUAUAAUAAAGGGAAAGACCGAGAAGUGAUCACAACGAGGAAAAGAAGAGAAAAAAGUGAAACAAAAAAUUGCUAUCUCUACUAUAAAAGACAUGGACGUGACCGCGAAGUGGUAGCAGGAAAUGUGAAGAAAUUGAGUUGUGCCAACACAUUCUGCAAGCAACCAUUACAUCCAACAGACUUCAGACGUCAUCCAGUUACAAAAGAGAAGAUUUGCUUAGUAUGCUAUAACUACUACAAACGAAAUGGAAAAGACCGAGAAGUCAUAAGGACUACGCCUGGGCGCCCGAAAAAAAACGAAGAAUUUACUAAAAUAACGUUGAAGAAGAAGUUACAAACUACAAAAAGAACAACGAGAAGUUGCUCAAAGCCAAAACCUAAACAACCGAUGUCCUCAUCUCCAGAUUCCUCAGACGCUUCAGAUUCCGAAGAAAAUAUUAUCGAUUGGGAAUCUGAAAACGAUGACACGGAUUUGGACAGCGAUUCAGAUAAUUCUACAACUUCUGAAGAAUCUACUGCAGAUGAGGUCGCAAAUGCCUCCAACGACGUAGUAACGAAAAACGAUACCGAGGAGGACGUGAAAGAACCAAAAGUUGGCACGGAAGGUUCUACUCAAAGUGUUCUAGCAAAUAAUCCAAUAGAUAAAAUAUGCAAUGUCCCAUCAUGCAACUCUCUUCUACCUCCCAAUGUAGCUUCAUUUGGUUUGCCUACAACAAAAGAGCCGGACUGCUACAAAAAGUAUUUGGAAACUGAGUAUAAUCGAGUUGAUGGCAUAGAAGAAAAAGCGAUCCUUGCACUAACGUCACUAUACGAAGACUUACCUGAAAUAGAACUUGAGGACUUGACCUCAUUUUUCGAUGUUGUGCAUCAAGAGGAAGACUGCCUUACCAUUCUUGCGGAUCUAGAAAAAUCCAGCAAAGAGUUUUUACUACAAAAAGCUAUUGAUGAAAUAUUCCCGCCAAUGACAUCGGUGUUUAUGAUAUGGAAUAAUAUUGAGAUAUUUCCGGUAUACCGGUUAUAUACUUGGACUGAGCAUGAGACUGUUCCAUUUGCAAGUUACUCCAAUUUCCUACCCUCUUUUAUCGAAGACUUAUCCAAACUCUUCCCUGAAGCUCUGAUAUCAGAGGACUCAUUUGACCAUCCCGAUUUUAUUGAUGGCUCGCACUCUGAACCUUUCUACAGUACCAAGGUGAACAGUGCUGUGGACUCCGAAAAAGAGCAAAACUUGGAAUCUCAUGUAGUCGAAGACACCACCUUUAACUUUUUCUACCAACCAGAUUGCUAUCUUCCAUUUGGAUAUAGCAAUGAAACCCAAGAGCUCUACAAUUCUCAAGAAUACCAAUACAGUUAUGAGGAAGAACUUGAUUGCUAUCAACUAUUCAUCUAUAACAGUGAAAACUAUUGGAAUCAGGAAUUCGUGCCUCAGUUCCCAAGUAACAAUUCUCACACCUUGCAUUGUUAUGGGCCACCGCAGGAAGACGUUUCAAUCAUUAAUGCUUCUGAAAGUGCAACAGAAACCAUAACGUAUACCACAUUGGAACCAGUUUCAAACAUCCCGUCUUCAAAAGAUCCUGAUAUUCAAGCAAAGUGUUAUAAGCCACUACAGGAAGAUGUUCCGAUCAUUUAUUCUCCUGAAAGCUCAUGUGCUACACCAUUGGAACCAGUUUCAAGCAUCUCGUCUUCACAUGAGAAACAAGUAACAGAAGAUCAUGUUAUCAUUUGCGAAGAACUAAACAGUGAUACCUCACCGGAAAAGACACCAAAUAGUUCCAACUCGCGCUCCCUAGCAAGUCAUGAAUCAGAAAACAAGGGUAUCCAGGAAUCACCAUAUAAGAAAGGACGUGAAAGAGAGAUGUUUGAAGGUCAAAAAUGCGCAAAUACGUUCUGUAAGGUAGCACUACUUAAAAACAUCAGGACUCAUCCUGUCACUAACGAGAAGAUUUGCCGUAUAUGCCACAAUUAUUACAAAGUGAAUGGAAAAGACCGAGAAAGGAUCGUAACGAAGAGAAGACGAGAAAAACAUGAAACAAAUUGCGCCAAUACGUUCUGUAAACAAACUUUAGAUCCGCGACACUUUAAUGUUCAUCCUGCCACUAAAGAGAAAAUUUGCACUGCUUGCUAUAUGUAUUACAAAAGAAAUGGAAAAGACCGAGAAGUGAUCAAAAUUGUGAGAAGACGAGAAGAACACGAAACAAAUUGCGCCAAUACAUUCUGUAAACAAACUUUACAUUCGCGAAACUGUAAUGUUCAUCCUGUCACAAAAGAGAAGGUUUGCCAUACUUGCUAUACGUAUUACAAAGUAAAUGGAAAAGACCGAGAAGUGAUCAAAACUGUGAGGAAAAGAGAGAAACAUGAGACGAAUUGCGCAAAUACGUUCUGUAAGGUAGAACUGCUUAAGAACGUCAAGCUUCAUCCUGUCACUAAAAAGAAGGUUUGCAGUUGCGCCAAUACGUUCUGUAAACAAACUUUACAUCGGCGAAACAUUAGUAUUCAUCCUGUCACUAAAGAGAAGAUUUGCAGUGCUUGCUAUGCGUAUUACAGAAGAAAUGGAAAAGACCGAACAAUAAUCCAAAAAAUAAGAGAGGACCACGAAAAAAUUUGUGCCAACACAUUCUGUAAGCAAACCCUACUUCCGGGAAAAUCUGGUAUUCAUCCUGUAACUAAGGAGAAGAUUUGCAAGGUUUGCUAUUAUUAUCAUAAAAGAAAUGGAAGAGAUCGAGAAGUGAUACGAGAGAAAGCUGAAGAAAAAGGGCCUGAAAAACAUCAAAAGUUACAUUCUACAAGAAGAAAUUGUUUUAAGCCAAAACCUAAACAGUUCUCUUCUGAUUCCGAAGAAAGUAUUGGCGAUUGGAAAUCUGAAAACGAUGACAUGGAUCUGGACAGUGACUCAGAUUAUUCUACAACUUCUGAAGAAUCUGCUGUAGAUGAGAUCGAGGAUGCCUCCAACGACGUGGUAAAGAAAAAUGGAAACUAA
Molecule: messenger RNA, 4485 nt
Organism: Caenorhabditis remanei
Lineage: Eukaryota; Metazoa; Nematoda; Chromadorea; Rhabditida; Rhabditidae
Exons: 32
Coding region: 1-4485 (1494 amino acids)
Source: RefSeq, a predicted model, not a curated record